AUCCAACUAGUUCAUGCAUGUAUGUUUCUGAGAGUUAGCUGAUCAUCCACUCUUGAGAUGGUGCAAACCUGUGCUAGACUGAUAACAUGCUGGAAAUUCAGGACAAGGCUGCUCAAUGCAGUUUAUUUUAAAAAUAAGGCCAGUCGACCUUAUAGUAUCUAUCCUCAUGGCCUUACAAUUAGCAAAGUGAAUGAAGGGGUUAAAUACCCUGGGAAUUCCUCAGACUCCAAUAUGCAGGUUGAACCUGAUCAAAUCUUCCUUUACACCUGGGUCAUUUCUGAAGAAGAUGGGCCAACACCUUCAGACCCCAGGUGUCUAACAAGAGUGUAUCACAGUGCUGUGGAUAUCACACGAGACAUUGCAUCAGGACUUUUUGGACCACUUCUUAUCUGCAAGGGUCAAUCUUUGGAUGCCAGGAAUUUACAGAUAAGAGUAGAUCAGGAACAGCGUAUCAUAUUUGCAGCGUUUGAUGAGAAUCAAAGUUGGUAUAUAGAUGAGAAUAUUAACUUAUGUCUGGAUCCAUCCAGUGUUGACCGAAAUGACCCUGGGUUUUAUGAAUCAAACAUCAUGUACACAAUAAAUGGCUUUGUGUAUGAAAGCAAGGAGGCUUUACCUUUCUGCAAAGGCGAUGUCAUACAUUGGCAUGUUUUUAGUGUUGGUUCCCAAGACCGUAUUCUGUCAAUUAAUUUUCAUGGGCAUACCUUCAGCUACAGAAAUACCAAUGAGGAUGUAAUACACCUCUUCCCUUUAUCUGGUGAAACUCUUACCAUGGAGAUGGACAAUUCUGGUGAAUGGCUUCUCAGACCUUUAAAUACGCAGCCGCGGACUUACGGUAUGAGGAUGAGAAUUAAAGUUUAUCAAUGUGACGAAGAGGCAGUUGCAUACCCACUAUUUAUUUAUAAGAUUGAAUAUGAAGGAGACAAAGUACUAGUGGAUGUAAGCGAGGAAGAGGAUGAAGAAGAGAUCGAUGAACAAACUCUUGAAAUUUUAAGAGAACUUGGACUGCGGUCAUUUAGACCACAACAGGAAAUGACAGAGGAAGAAGAUAUUAUGAAAUAUAUUGAGGAUGACUCUACAAAACAUGACACAUUAAAUGUCAGUCCUGUGGAUUCAAAGGGAAAUCAGAGUGAAAUAUCCAUCACUGAGAAUAAACUGGUCAAUUUAUCAAAUGAAAGUAAAACUGAUGAUUUAGAUCAUUAUCUAUAUAAAGCAGAAAGAUCUGAGGAACUUGUAAAGUUAAAUAAAAUUUCAACAGCAGAACCAACGGAAGAAACACUCAAAGAAAUGGCACAAGUAACUGAAACAUCAAUAUCCAAUUCUCAGCCACUGAAUUUCACAUUGGCAAGUACUCACUUAAGUCAUAAUGUGCAAGGUAUAGUUGAAGAAGGUACACGCUUAGGGAUUUUUGCCAAUGACUACAAUGCAAGGAAUGACAGUAGUGUGUUACAAGAUGUUGCACUAAGGACGGAUGCCAAUAAUGCCAUUUUCCCAAUUAACAUUAGUAAAACGGAUAUUCCAGUUAAUCUCAUGGUUAGGAACAAGAGGGAUUUAGCAGAUACUUCUGUAUUAACAUUAAAACAAAGUAAUGUUUUUCAAAUAAUUCCAGACAGCGCAAGUUAUAUCAAUAUUACCAAUGGCAAGGGAGAAAAGGAGUAUGUAUUAGUCACACAUGAAGGUAGCUCAGAAGUAAAUAAUCAAAGUAAAGGUGAAAGUUUUAUCAAACAAGGCCAUGAAGAAUCAGAAGGAAUACAUAUGGGCAGAGAAACUGGUGGAAAACAGGAAACAGAAAUAGAGAAAGGGUAUGCAGUCAAAACUCAUGAAGAUUUAAUACUGGGAUUGAUUAAUGAAUCAUUGCCAGUUGGAAAUAAUCAGGCAAUUGAGCCUGAACAUAGCCCCGACUUUAUCCAACAUUUUGAAAAUAAAACUAUUAUAUAUAAUGGCAGUACAGAUGAAGCUACAACUAAUAGUGAAGAGGAAGAGAGUAAUUUGUCCAGUGAUGCUCCAGAAUAUUUCACAAGUGUCAUGAAAGAAUCAAGUAUGGAGAGUAGUGAAGAUCCUGAAGAGGUAUUUAUUUUACUAAAGAAGCAUUUAAAGAGUGAGCACAGAGUUCGAUUUUGGGGAGUACCCUUAAAACCCAAAGGCCAUCAUUUGACCUACCAAGUGGAAGAUAAAGGUGUUAGUGUAUCAAGGAUAAAAGGUUUGCGAAGGUACAUAAAGCACACAAAGAAGAAUAGCCGUAAAAAACAGCUCAAAACUGCAAGACGGCAAGUUGUAGCUGAAAUGCUGAAACGGAGAAAAGUCUUGAAAAAGAAGAUUUCACCAAGAGGUUUGAGGCCUGGUAUUAAACAAAGAACAAAUUUAUUAGAACAAAAACAUUUGUCAUCAAGUCAGCUUAUUUCUAAAUUUAAAGACACUCUAAUUUAUCAAGAUGACACUUCACAUAGUAUCAUAGUUGGAAUUCCCAAGCGUAACAAUGGCGUGAGUUUUGAUUAUGAUGAAUAUAUUGCAAAUGCAGAGGUAAAGACUGGUAGAGCUGCAUUAGAAAAAGGUGAAGAGGAAACAGAAUUAGAUGACGUAAACCCGUAUACCCAAGAUAGUCGCACUCAUGCAGAUAUGUCUCGGGAUCCAGACAUGAUUAUCGAGCAUUAUUUACACAGCAACAGUGGGAAUGUGAGGCGGUAUUUUAUUGCUGCGGAAGAAAUUUAUUGGGAUUAUUCCACAAAUGUAAUGAAUCUUGGAAGAUCACAAAAGCAAAGGAAUACUCGGUACAAAAAGGUCAUUUUUCGGAGAUAUACAGAUGCAUUUUUUAAGACACGCUAUGAUCAUGGAGAACGGGAUGACCACUUGGGAAUACUUGGGCCUGUCAUCAGAGCAGAAGUUAAUGAUGUCAUCAAGGUUACGUUCAAAAAUCUUGCUUCUAGACCAUACUCCAUUCAUGCACAUGGAGUAAUAUAUGACAAAUCAUCUGAAGGGAUGCGCUAUGAAGACUUCUCUACUGAUUGGUAUAAAUCGGAUGAAGUUGUUCUGCCAAACACCACUUAUACUUAUGUAUGGAAUGUACCGCCUCAAUCUGGGCCAACAGCCACUGGAUCAAUUUGCAAGCCCUGGGUCUAUUAUUCCGGUGUGGACUUCGAGAAGGACAUUAACUCAGGUUUGAUUGGGCCUCUUCUGAUCUGUCAAAAUGGAACAUUGACGUCAAUUAAUGAAAGCCCUGAAGAUGCUCGUGAAUUCAUUUUGUUGUUUAACACUUUCGAUGAAACUAGAAGUUGGUACUUCAAUGACGGCAAAGCACGGAGUUCUGAUGCGGUCUUUGAAAUGAGUGAUAAUUCAGACUUGAUACAACAGAAUAAAUUUCAUGCCAUAAAUGGACUUGUUGAUGAUUCUUUAAGAGGUCUGGUGAUGUUUGAAAAAGAACUGGUUCGUUUCUAUGUGAUUAACAUUGGGACCUCAGAAGAUGCACAUUCUGUACAGUUAGAUGGUCAUGCAUUCAUUGAAAGGAGGGCGGAUGCGCAUCGUCUGGGGGUUUACAACUUGUACCCAGGUGCCUUUAAAGUAGUGGAGCUGUGUUCAUCAAAACCUGGCUUAUGGCUGUUAAACAGUGAAAAUGGAGAACAUUAUAAAGGAGGCAUGUGGGCACAUGUGCUUGUCUUAUCAAAAGGCUGUGAUGCCCCACUGGGUAUGGUAACUGGAAGUAUAACUGAUGCACAGAUCACUGCAUCAGCCUAUAAAGAUAACUGGGAGCCAAAGCUGGCGAGAUUGAACAACCAAGACAGGAUCAAUGCUUGGAGUGUUGAAAUGAAAAAUUCACCUUGGAUCCAAGUUGACCUGGAAAGGCCAAUGGUGCUCACUGAGAUUGCUACUCAAGGAGCGAGACAGGUUUUUGUGUCUUAUUUUAUUACAGCCUUUUACAUUGAAUACAGUGUGGAUGGAAUCAAUUGGAAGUAUUACAAUGGAAACAGCAGGAGCAACAAACAAAUAUUUAAUGGAAAUUCUGACAAUUCUGGAAUUAAGUUUAACAAGUUUGACCCGCCUAUUAUUGCAAGAUACAUAAAAUUGUAUCCAACAUCCUUCAGAGAAAGACCAACUCUCCGUAUGGAAUUGUAUGGUUGUGAAAUAGAGUAUUGCUCACAACCAUUGGGAAUGAAGAAAGGAAUUAUUUUAAAUGAUCAGAUAACUGCUUCAUCUUUGCUGUCUUCAUGGUGGGGUACUUGGUCACCACAACUGGCACGUCUGGACCUAGGCGGCAGAAUUAAUGCAUGGAGACCUGAUGAACUGAAUAAAAAUCAAUGGCUUCAGGUUAACUUUGGAAAGAAAAUGAAGAUAACUGGUAUUAUUACACAAGGGGUCAAGUCUUUCACCGCCACGAUGUUUGUACAAAGUUAUGCAAUCCAUUUCAGCUUUGAUGGAAAAAUAUGGAUGCCAUAUACAGAUCAGUCAAGUGGAAAUGAAAAAAUAUUCAUUGGAAAUACUGAUUAUUACAGACACAAGAAAAGCUACAUUAGUCCUCCCAUUUCUGCCACACAUAUCCGUAUAAUUCCAAAAAGUUGGUACAACAGCAUUGCACUUCGAAUAGAGCUCAUCGGAUGUGCCAUUGAAUGAAUAUUUUUGCAAGUGUAUUUGUGGAAGAACUACUUGUACAAAAAGAUUUUUCUAAUUGAAACCAUCAGUGCAUUUUUGGGGAAUUCUACAUUCUCUGUGGAUAAAUGAAUUUUGAUGUGAAAAAUUCAAGUAAAUUUUCAUUUGUUUAUGAUAUAUCCUAUGUUGAUUGUAAAUAAUGCAAGAAAAAACAGAUAUGAUUAGCCUGGGAGAAGAAGAAUGAAAUGAGAAGGAGGAUCUGGGGAAUGAUUGGUAAUAUCACAUUAGGGGGCGUAUAGUGUAUUUGAUUAUUUUGUAUAAAGGUAAAUUAUAUUCCUGGAAUUAUAAAUACAUUUGUUGUGAAUAAAAUAAGC
This is a messenger RNA of Hypanus sabinus (Atlantic stingray), 4949 nucleotides long. RefSeq names its product coagulation factor V-like. Lineage: Eukaryota; Metazoa; Chordata; Chondrichthyes; Myliobatiformes; Dasyatidae. The transcript has 18 exons. The coding region runs from base 58 to 4599 and encodes 1513 amino acids. Gene Ontology annotation, molecular function: copper ion binding. The record is from RefSeq and is a predicted model, not a curated record.